Cicer arietinum (chickpea) is the source of this 1318-nucleotide messenger RNA. The record is from RefSeq and is a predicted model, not a curated record. Lineage: Eukaryota; Viridiplantae; Streptophyta; Magnoliopsida; Fabales; Fabaceae.
AUUUUGUUAUAUCCUCUAGGUAUAUGCUUCUUUGCAUAUAUUCUAUAAUUAGUCAUUAUCGGUUUUAAAUAAAGUUCUGCGACUACGAUUUGAGAUACGACUUAUAUUUUUUUCCUGUUGUUGAAACUACAAUGCGACUAUAAUUGAGUCUUAUAGACCAUAUUUAACUAUGAUUCUCUGAAAAUGAAUGAUCGCGACGCGGCCACAACCGUUUAUGCGAUAGUUAAGAGUCUUACAUUAGAUGAAAUAAAAUCUGAUAAAGUAUUUAUAAGUGAUGGAUGUUGCAUAUAUAUUGAAAGUUUGAAGCUGAAUUCAAUCAAUUCAAGGCAAAGAAACAAAACAUGGAUGAUGGAAAUUCUGAUGAGAGUUCUUCAAAACUUUCAGAUAAUGUUUUAUUUCCAAAUCAAGAAUCAUGUAGCAAUUUUCAAGCUUCAAAAACAUGUACACACACUCACACAUGUAAUACUUUAGAUGCUAUUCACACACACACAUGCUAUCACACACACACUCAACUUUUUGACACAAAUUCAAUGCCAAAAAGGGCUUCUGGCAAUAAAGAAGCUGUUAAAAAGUAUAGAGAGAAGAAGAAAGCAGAAACAGCUUAUUUGGAAGAAGAAGUUAAGAAAUUGCGUUUGGUUAAUCAACAAUUGGUUAGGAAACUACAAGGAAAACAACUACUUGAAGCAGAGUUGUUAAGGUUAAGGAAGAUUUUGGCUCAAGUUAAGGGAAAAAUUGAUAGUGAAAAAUUGCCUACUUUACAUCCACAUGAAUAAUUGAUAAUUUCAUGUCAUCUACAUCUCAAGAUGAAUAAUUGAAAACACAAGUUAUGUGAAAUUGGAUUUUUUGCUUUUGAUAUUCUGCUGCAUUCACGCAGUUUGGAGACAUUAGUGGUCGUCUGAUUUUGAUCAGACGGUUCAAAUGUAGACUUUAAUUUUUAUUUUAAAGUUUUAAAAUACCAAGUUUUAAUCUGAAUCGUCUGAUCUUGUUCAAAGGGCUACUAAUGUUCGAUUGCGUGAAAAUUCGAAUGCAGCCAAGCCUGGUUCCAAGUAUGUUCUGUGAGUUACUCAUCAGUUGCUAUCACUGAUUACAUUUGUGGUGCUGUGUUGAGAUUGGAUUAGGUACAUAGAGUGGGAUGAGAUUAGGUACAUAUAUUUAAAGUUUAAAUAUGUUUUUGUUAAUGUAUAUAUACCAUUUUUUCUUUUAGUUCCACUAAUUUUGUGUUUGUUUUUAGUGUUUGCAAAUGUAUUAGUUUUUAUUUUUUAUCUUUGUUAUUUUGUCUCUUCAACACUUAUUUAUGUUAAAAGGGAUCUUGGUAAUA